GCGUCAGUCGAAGGACGGCUACGUCGGUCCACUAUUUUUCUAACUCCGUGUUGACUGGAUUCGCGUUGACUCUUGGACCCAGUCAGCGCAAGAAAAAUCGUCGCUGCAGUCAUAAACACGCCGCGUCAACCCGUUUCACAGCAUUACGCAACUGCCGGCUUAGUAGGCUCAUCGGAGCGUCGACGAUGGCAGCAGAAGUAGAAAUAGCGAAUGGAACGACGCAUUACUAAUGCGUGGUACUCACAGCUGUCUGGUCAGCCAUCAUUUCACGCGGCCGUCGAAUAUCCCUGGGACAUCUCGCCUCUGGCAAGAUAGGAAGAGUCUCUUCCACUCGCACCGUCUCCUCGCCCUUGUGCGAGACGCCCUAGCGUCUACCCCUCAGCCUUUCCGCCGCUCAUCUGCCGCCACAACGAAGGAGGGCGAAACAGAGUCCUUAGGAAAUAGUCUUUAGGCGGCCUCGCUGCUUGCGAUCACCCAGCGACUUUAAGAGUUAUUGUAUUCCACUUGAAACCCGCUUCUAGUCCUCUCCCCCUCCCGCCAUGGCGCCGCGUCUCGGUUGGUCGCGCCUCGUCCCCGCGCUCACGCUCGUGGCGCUCCUCUGCUUCGCGCGCGUCGAUCACGUCGCGUGCAACGCGCGCUCGUUCGGCCUUCCGCGUCUCGCGGGGCGGUUCGGCGGCUUGGCCGGGGGAUCGGGUUGGUCCUUCUUCCGCCCCCCUGGGACAGGCAGCGGCGGCGGAAGUGGCGCGACGCGCGGCGGGCAGAACGGGCAGGGCGGGUUUGGUGGGGGAAUGAGCGGGCAGCCGGGUAGUGCGGGAGGAGGGGGAAUGGGCGGAGGAGGCAUGGGCGGAGGAGGCAUUGGCGGAGGGGGCAUGGGCGGAGGCGGCAUGGGCGGAGUGGCAUGGGCGGAGGGGGGAUGGGCGGAGGGGGGAUGGGCGGAGGGGGCAUGGGCGGAGGUAGCAUGGGCGGAGGAGGCAUGGGCGGAGGGGGCAUGGGCGGAGGAGGCAUGGGCGGAGGAGGCAUGGGCGGAGGGGGCAUGGGCGGAGGAGGCAUGGGCAGAGGGGGCAUGGGGGAGGGGGCAUGGGGGGAGGAGGUAUGGGGGGAGGCGGCAUGGGGGGAGGGGGCAUGGGGGGAGGGGGCAUGGGGGAAGGUGGCAUGAGGGGAGGCGGCAUGGGGGGAGGCGGCAUGGGGGGAGGCGGCGGGUCAUCAGGUGGGAGUGCGUGUGGCAACAGCAGCAGCAGCAGGAGCGGCAAGAUGAGGUCCAGCAAUGGGAAGAGGUGGGCAUCCAUCCAUCCCUUGUGCCGCACUCCUCCCUCCCUACCCUGUGAGCUCCUUCUGUGCAUGCGACAGUUCUUCCCUUGGCUCCAUCCGCGUCUGUCCACGCUGCUGUUCACCACCCCGUACCUCCUCUCUCGUCGCCCUGCCUCUCCUCCCCUCUUCACCAUGCCCUCUUCACCAUGCCCUCUUCACCAUGCCCUCUUCACCAUGCCCUCUUCACCAUGCCCUCUUCACCAUGCCCUCUUCACCAUGCCCUCUAGUAGUGCCGUUCUGGAUUACUCGUGUUCAGUUUGUACUCAUGCUGACUGGUCGUCGGACCAUUGCUUCAGAGGUUGGACUAGUAGUGCCAUCCUUAGCUGCGUGUCCAGUGCUAGUCACUGCCCCUUGUCUAACCCAAGGGGUGUGUCAAAAUAU
Molecule: messenger RNA, 1689 nt
Organism: Closterium sp. NIES-67
Lineage: Eukaryota; Viridiplantae; Streptophyta; Zygnematophyceae; Desmidiales; Closteriaceae
Source: the annotation of a GenBank genome assembly